This is a messenger RNA of Salmo salar (Atlantic salmon), 3007 nucleotides long. Its product is annotated as retinoic acid receptor gamma-A. Gene Ontology annotation, molecular function: RNA polymerase II cis-regulatory region sequence-specific DNA binding; nuclear glucocorticoid receptor binding; nuclear receptor activity. Gene Ontology annotation, cellular component: transcription regulator complex; nucleus. The record is from RefSeq and is a predicted model, not a curated record. Gene Ontology annotation, biological process: retinoic acid receptor signaling pathway; cellular response to corticotropin-releasing hormone stimulus; regulation of transcription by RNA polymerase II. Lineage: Eukaryota; Metazoa; Chordata; Actinopteri; Salmoniformes; Salmonidae.
UCUCUGCUGAGAGAACAGCCAGUUGGUUCGCUCCACAGUGUCACUUGCUGUGUGUGAGAGGCCUAGAGAGCUGAGGAGAAGGGGGUGUUUAGAUCAUUUACAGCCGCGAAGGAGAGACACUCAGAGGGGAGAGAGAGCUCGAGAGACUGACGACUGAGUGUGAGAGAGUGGGAAGCAGUCUGGAGCUCGAGAGAAGAGCUCAAGAGAAGACCAGAACCAAAGAAAGAAAGCUGUUCAACUCUAAAACCAACACACACACACAGAGAGAGAGAGAGAGAGAGAGAGAGAGAGAGAGAGAGAGAGAGAGAGAGAGAGAGAGAAGGCAGUCAAGGACUUUAUCAGAGUGGAACCAAGCAGGGGUUGAAACAGACCAACAGCAUCAGGACUAGGCUCACCCUGACUGGGGCUCGGAGGUCCCCUCCGACAACAACCACAAGCCUGGGCUGCUCUCUGAGCUGCUCUCUGAGCUGCUCUCUGAGCUGCUCUCUGAGCUGCUCUUGUUUUGUUCUGUGUGGAAAUUCCUUUGAGACGUCACUGCUAGCUGAGCUCAGCUGAACAACCACAGCCGAGAAAGACUGUUGUGGUUGCUUGUCAAACUAUAGUGUGUGUGGAGCUAGAGCGAGGAGCAUGUUUGACUGUAUAGAGGCUCUGGCCCCCCGGCCGCUCUUCGACGUGUCCACUCAGGGGGCUUGCAUGUUGGGCAAGGCCACCCCCUUCUUCCCUGGUCUGGACCCCUUUGCCUGGGCUGGGAUGGCCAGUGUUCAGUCAGUGGAGACCCAGAGCACCAGCUCUGAGGAGAUGGUGCCCAGUUCACCCUCUCCGCCCCCUCCUCCCCGCAUCUACAAGCCCUGUUUCGUGUGCCAGGACAAGUCCUCUGGCUACCACUACGGGGUCAGCUCCUGUGAGGGUUGCAAGGGAUUCUUCCGGCGCAGUAUUCAGAAGAACAUGGUGUAUACCUGCCACCGAGACAAGAACUGUCAGAUCAACAAGGUGACCCGUAAUCGCUGUCAGUACUGCCGGCUGCAAAAGUGCUUUGAGGUUGGCAUGUCCAAAGAAGCGGUGCGUAAUGACAGGAACAAGAAGAAGAAGGAUGUGAAGGAGGAGGUGGUGUUGCUGGAGAGCUACGAGCUCAGUGGAGAACUGGAGGAGCUAGUCAACAAAGUCAGCAAAGCCCACAAAGACACCUUUCCCUCACUUGUCCAGCUGGGCAAAUACACUACAAACUCCAGUGCAGACCACCGUGUACAGUUGGAUCUGGGGCUGUGGGAUAAGUUCAGUGAACUCUCCACCAAGUGCAUCAUCAAGAUAGUGGAAUUUGCCAAGCGCCUGCCAGGCUUCACCACCCUCACCAUCGCUGACCAGAUCACUCUCCUCAAAUCAGCCUGUCUGGACAUACUGAUGCUGAGGAUCUGUACUCGCUACACUCCGGAGCAGGACACAAUGACCUUCUCCGACGGGCUGACCCUGAAUCGGACCCAGAUGCACAACGCAGGCUUUGGCCCUCUCACAGAACUGGUGUUUGCCUUUGCUGGCCAGCUGCUGCCUCUGGAGAUGGACGACACAGAAACCGGUCUCCUCAGCGCCAUCUGCUUGAUCUGCGGAGACCGUAUGGACCUGGAGGAGCCCCAGAAGGUGGACAAGCUACAGGAACCCCUCCUGGAGGCCCUGAAAAUCUACGCCCGCCGCAGACGCCCCAACAAGCCCCACAUGUUCCCCCGCAUGCUGAUGAAGGUCACUGACCUCAGGGGCAUCAGCACCAAGGGUGCUGAGAGAGCCAUCACUCUGAAGAUGGAGAUCCCAGGCCCCAUGCCUCCUCUGAUCAGGGAGAUGCUGGAGAACCCAGAGGCCUUUGAGGACAGCAGCGACUCUGGGGACAGCGCCUCUGCCCCCCCUGCCAUCCAAGCCAUCAAGAAAGAGAGGGAGGAGGAGAAGAGCCUCGAGGAGGAAGAUGAGGAUGAGGAGGACGAGUGGGGGGACGAGGAGAGGGAGAGGGGGGCGGACAGUGAUGGGGAGCCCUGGGGGGAGGCUGCAGCGGCAGAAGCGGGGUCCCAGAAAGGGGCAACUGGGAGAUCCCAGUGAUAGUGACAUAGUGAUGCACUCUGACCCAUUCUCGUUACCUCCUAUUCCACCACCCUCAGACAGACCAACACUCCCUGUCCUAUCCUUACAAGCGCACCAAGUCAUCUCCCCACAUGAGCAGCCCAUCCUAUAACAAGGGUCUACUCCAAGACCUAGCACUCACCUCUGCUGUUACACCUGUUAAACUACCCCCCACACCCCUAUAUACACACACACACACACACAUACACACACACACACACACACACACAUAAUACAUUUACACAUAUACAUGCUGUAUACCCAUAAGAAUUUCCCCGUUGCUCUAGAUAGACAGUAAAGUAAAGGCUCUAUGUAGUGAACCUACUCUGUCACCCCAGGGUGAAACUGGCCCUGUCUACAGCAACAGUUUCAGGAACUGUCUACAGGAACAGUUUCAGGAACUGUCUACAGGAUCUGUCGUUCUGCCCCUGAACAAGGCAGUUAACCCACUGUUCCUAGGCCGUCAUUGUAAAUAAUAAUUUGUUCUUAACUGACUUGCCAAGUUAAAUAAAGGUUAAAUAAAUAAAUAAAAUAAAAACAGGUGGAACAUGUAGUCUGGAAGAGAAGAGAGAGAAAAACAAGCACUAAAUCUCAGAGUUGGGACAAGGGCCACGAGAGAUCACUCUGCCAACCAUAAAACUGACCAUAUGCUACUUUACAAGGUGUCUCCACACAAAGAGAAACACAGGAGAUACUAAUCUGAAUGGCAGCAGCUUGGAGUGGCGGACCAUAUGAAAUGCACUUUUCCUUAAGGGCUACUCGGAGUGCAAGAACGAUGACCAACCAAUCUCUUAUUGUGAAAACCAUUCGCCACAAAUGCCUUUUGUGAAUAGUUUUUGACAUUUUUUUUCAUGAAUGUUUUUCUAUUGUAUGAUUUUCCCCCAAAUAACAUUCAUAUUUCAACAUA